GUCGUUCGUCAGUCAGUGCGUGCGUGCAGUACAUUCAGGUGCAAAAAGAAGCCACUAGAAAGGUUACGCAUCAAAAUAUUUGCAGUUUUAAUCGUUUCAUCGUUUCAUCGUCCUUGUACGGCUACAAGGAAAUUUUCACCAUAUCCUAAGUCUAGUGUGUGGAAGGAAGAAAACGACAAGAAACCAUAUGUGUGAAGAUUGAAAGGAAAAAUAUUUACUGUUCCGAUUUGGAGAUUAUCGAUUUUUGCAAUGAUUGUUUGCAAAAGGGAGAAAGCAGCAGCAAGAUUAUAAAAAGAUAUAGAUAUGCUGCAUGACGUACCUAAUGCUUAAAUAAAAUUACAAUUCGGUAGUAAAAUCAUUCUACAUAGGAGAAACUGUACGCUAAAUGCAGGAAGCAGUAAAUAUCGUGCGAGAGUUUGUUGAAGUACAGAACGGUAGGCAGUGAACAGGAUGUUCACUCGACUGAGAAAUCGUGUAUUGACUGUGGUCGGACCGGACAUACCCGCUCUGCCGUCCAGUGGUGGAAGUGGUGGAGGAAGCAGCGGAUCAGCGCACCACGGAGGCCGCGAUGAUCACGGAGGCAAAGGAAACCUCCCGGAAAAAUUCCGUUACGCACGGCCCCAGUUUCUGCAAUUGCUGACAUACGAUGAACUGAAGGCGAGUGCCGAUCAUAAUGUACGACCGAUCAUCGUUCCGCGAGACCUGUCGCUGCUGCCGUGGAAUACUGGCUAUGCUGAGUGUGUCAACUCGGGUAAGUCCGAAUGGAACGAAGAUCAGGCCGCGUUCCAUCGGCAGGUUCUUUCCCAUCCGUCGAAGCAGUAUCAGGAUUUACCGUACACCUACUUCGGUAUUUACGAUGGCCAUGCCGGUUACGGUGCCGCAUUGGCCGCUUCCAAUCAAUUUCAUCAUAUCCUGCACGAGAAGCUAGUCGACAUAAUAGACUUGCUGAUGCCCCGAGUUGAAGGCAAUGACCCAGCCCCCACUGGUAUUGGCAGUGUUGGACUCAACGCAAUCUUGCCGCACCCAAUUUUGUUCCAUAAACAGGUUUCGAAAGAUGAACUAAUCGUUGGAGCGUUGGAAGCAGCAUUCGCCGAUAUGGAUGCUCUACUCGCAGAAGAUCGUGACAAAUACAGAAAUGCGGGAGGUUGUACCGCUCUAGUGGCACUAUUUAUCCUGGGAAAGCUCUUUGUAGCGAACGCCGGCGAUUCACGUGGAGUGUUGUGCAAGCGGAUAAGCAAACAGAAGCUACCAAAUAUUCGACCACUAAGCGUUUACGAAGACGGUGUAAACGGAGAAACUCCCGCAGACGAAGAAGACGAUGGAUAUGUAGUGUACGCUGAACCUUGCUCAUUCGAUCAUACCCCAGAAACUGAACGGCCCAGACUACUGUCGGUUGGAAAGCUCAAUCCCAACUUAAUGGGAGGCGAAUACGUGGCUAUGGAAUAUGCAAAGAAACCGAUGACAAAAGAUUUGGGCACUCGAAUUCUUUACCGGCAAGGAACUAUGAAAGGCUGGACCUACAAAACGCUGACAAGGAGCGACCUGAAAAUGCCUAUUGUAACCGGCGAAGGAAAGCGUAGUCGCCUGCUAGGAACAAUUGGCGUCACCCGUGGUUUCGGUGACCACGAUUUGAAGGCACUCGGCAGUGGUCUACCGAUUAAACCAUUCCUCAGCUGUCAUCCGGACGUAAUUUGUGUCGAUCUCAGCUCGAUUGAAAGCGAUCCGGACGCUGACAAUUGCGACGGCGAAUACGGUGUGCUGGUUAUGGCAACGGACGGCUUGUGGGACGUAACCUAUUCGCAGAAGGUGGCAAAUACGGUUUUUAAUACUUUGAAAAAAUUUCCAACUGAACGGCACCGGUACACAAUGGCCGCUCAAGAGCUAGUCGCAAAAUCGCGUGGUCGCGCAAAUAUCAACGGGCACUGGCGACUGUCGGACUCCCGGGCAGCCGCUACUGUAGAUGAUAUCUCCGUAAUCGUGAUCCCAGUUUACCAAUACUAUCUGGAGUAUCUCGAAUGGAAACGGUCACUGCAGCGACGGAAGCCGUCAGUGGAGAUAGCUGCCGGUAGCACAAAUACCAGCUCUGAAAGCACUGGAUUGGAAAAAAUGGAUAACAAACAGCAGAACUCCUCUUGUGAUUCCGAUCCGCUAGAAGUUGAUAGUGCUUUCCAUACCGAACCCAUACCGAUAACGGCAGUCGAAGCUUCUUCGGCUGACGACACUACCCUGGCUGCUGUUUCCCAGUAGAACGUACCGAGAACCGAACCGUUUCGAUUGGUUGUUGGUUUGAUUUCGUUUCCAGGAUGUAUGCUUUCUAGAAUUUUGAACGUGAUUUUAUUUUAUUCCAAAUUCGAAACGAAAUUGUACUAUUUACUAUUUAGCUUCCUAAAUUCAAGAACAAUGUCCAGAUGAUGUGAAGAAUCAUGAAGAUAGCACCGCUAUAGACUAUACCCUAUUAUUACUAGUAAAACAACAUUAGACAACCAAUAAGCUGCAAGUUACUAAUUAAAAACAAUAAAAAUAGCAAAAUAUAAAUUUAUUU
Messenger RNA from Sabethes cyaneus, 2542 nucleotides. Its product is annotated as protein phosphatase 1H. The record is from RefSeq and is a predicted model, not a curated record. Bases 451 to 2247 code for a protein of 598 amino acids. The transcript is spliced from 3 exons. Gene Ontology annotation, molecular function: protein serine/threonine phosphatase activity; cation binding. Lineage: Eukaryota; Metazoa; Arthropoda; Insecta; Diptera; Culicidae. Gene Ontology annotation, biological process: protein dephosphorylation.